This is a messenger RNA of Sesamum indicum (sesame), 486 nucleotides long. RefSeq lists its product as uncharacterized. The record is from RefSeq and is a predicted model, not a curated record. Lineage: Eukaryota; Viridiplantae; Streptophyta; Magnoliopsida; Lamiales; Pedaliaceae.
AUGUCGGGGAAGAUCGCCUUGGAGUCGCCGGGUUCCACCGUCACGCGGAGGCGGCUGCUGACUACGGAUUUGACGUCAUCGACGGUCAAGGACCACCCUGUAGAUGCUAAAGACGGCGGAGGUAGCCGCCGGGGAAGCAGGAUUGGGGAAGCGGCGGGAGGGUGCGCGGCGGUGUGCUGCUGCUGUCCAUGCGCAAUGAUGAACAUCUUAAUCCUCGCCGUGUACCGCCUCCCGAGGGGGCUGUGGAGGAAGAAGAAGAGAAAGAGGCUACUGAGGAAGAAGCGCAAAAGCUCGUCGGAGGAGAUGGAGAAUCAGCGGAAAACGAAUUCCUCGGGAGGUGGUGGUAAGGAGGAACGGGAGUCGUCAACGGAUGAUGAGGAGUUGAGGGGCGAAAACGACGUCGUUGACUGGGACAAUGAGAUGUGGGGUCGGUUCAAUGGGGCUGGGUUUUGGAGGAGCGCUUCUCGAAGAAAGGAUGAUGAAUGA